CUUAUCAUGGAGGAUUUUUCUAACGAUAAUAUAUCGCCCAUCCCUAGUUUGCAUGCAUCCUAAUUGCCUUCAAAUGCUAAAUAAUGUUCUCCUCUUUCUUUUGAACAGACUCAUCACCAACAUCAGAGGAGUCAAACGCCAGUGAUGGGUCACGGCCAGAAAAAGGCGACACUUUGGAUGCCAGUGCCCCCACCGUGGAAGCAUUACUAAGCGAAAAAAGGAUGAUGACACACUUAUGCUGGAGGCCUUCACGGUAACGGUAUGCAGAAUUCACACACCCUGAACAGGUGAGACACCAUCAGGAAAUAGAGAUGUUUGGGAUGAGCGUCAGCAGCAAGAACCUGAUAACAUGUUUCUGCAGUCAUUUGCCAUCAUGAUGUCUGCUUUCCAGAGGCCCACUCAUCUACAUUACCCCACUCUCUCUCUCUCUCAUUAUCAUCACAGCUGUUGCAGUUAAGCUGGAGGUUAAUCGCAGCAGAAACAAACAUGAAAUGUGUGUGUUCCCUGAGGUACUAAUACACUCCGACUGUAAUAUUAUCUAACUUCAUAGCAAUGACGUGAUGCUCGGUGUCCAUGUGCACGAACCUCAAACACUAUUUUCAGUGUCGCAAAGAACAAAUAUACAAAUCAAGUCACGAUGCACUUUGCACGCACCAAUAUAAAAGCCUCUUAUCUUUCUAAGAGGAGGAACAGAAAUCAGUUUGACCUCCUGAGCUGAGAUUCAUGUAAACUGUCAACUUUGCUGCAUUAUAGAGAAACAAAAACACAUUGAAAAGCUUCUGAAUAUCCACUUUUAGGAUGACUAUCUCCAAAACAGAACUCCACCGAACAAAAAGUGACUCCAAAGAGCAAAAUGAGGUAAAGAUAAGCUGAAAAGACAGAGUGCAAGAGAAGAGGAAAAUCUCAGAAAGAGACACUUCAGUGAAGAGUAGAGGAAGCGAAGGCAGAGACAGUCGAGACAUAAAAACAUAAUUUACUGAGGGAUGAGAGGACGUGCGAGAGAGGGUAUGGAGCGAUAAACUCUGUUAAAGGAAAAGUUGAGAGGGGAUAUGAGGAGGUAUAAAGUGGGGAAAGUGAGAGAGAAAAAUGAGGAGACUGUAAAAUAGAAAGGUGGAGAGGAGGGGAGGAGCUGAAAGAGGACAUACAAGAGAGGGGAACUAAGAGAGGAAGACAUGAUAAAGGGAUGUAACAAAGGAAAGAGAGAAGAAGGGGGAGGAAGCAUAAGAGGAAAAAAGGAGAAAUAUGAGGAAAAACUGACAAGUGUGAUUGGAGACUGAAAGAAGACGAGAGAAGGAAUCAAAACCAGCUGUAAGUUCUUCUUUUUAUCAACAAGGAUUUAUCUUCCUCUCUUCUUCAGCAUGUGAAUCUGUGUUUCCUGUUUCUAGGUGAUGAAUGUUGCUCGGAUUCACGACAAACAGAAGCUCAGGUCGUUCUGGGAGCAGAGGAUCGUUCAGCACACUGAGUCAAUGGACGAGGAGGAGAACCGCAUGAGGAGCAGCUCUCUGUCACGGUCAGCAAAACACUCAAAGGAGGUCUCACUCCAUCUAAAAUCUAUCACUGUUAAGAAUCAGAUGUGCUGAUCUGGUUUAGGCACAUCCUAACUUUCGUGCAGAUGUGAGAUCUGUUUGUUAUCAGAGUAAAAAGGCAAAAGCUUGACUGAAUUCAGUUCAUUUGAGGUGAUUUUACAUAAACUUCCUCACUUCUCUGGGCUUUAUAUUCAUAAUUCUUCCAGUGUUUAACCACAGCAGGAUAUCUGUCCUUUCCCAAGAACCAAUCUACUUCCUGUGAUUUCAGUCAGAUUGUACAUGUAUUUUAAAAGUCCAGUUUUAGUCAGACUAUCUUGGGUUUUUUGAACAUCUAAACGCACUGAUAGAUAGUGUGGCAGGAGACCAAUAACUGCUGUAUAAAUUAAGGUAGUCUGAGGUGGCCAACCUAUGAGGGAUUAUUUCUUAAAUGGCAUCAAAUGUAUGAAGACAUUGAGCAAAAAGGGGUCAAUCACCAAAAUAGAUGCAUUUGUGCUUUAGGAUGUUGCUUUCCAGAGAUCUGCUAUUCAGAUUAACUUUAUAAUGACUUUGGAGGCAAAUGUACAGGUUUACAUCUUUUACCCAUAUGGCCUCUGCUUCAACUCUUAACAAAACCCGCUACUCCGCCAUCUGCCAUAUAAUGAGGAGAAACAUGACUGGAGAAAGCUGAAAAUAUGCGUGGUAAUGAGGAUAACCAGAAGCUGAAAAGUAACCGGGAUAAAGCUUCCCUCGUCUGGGUGACAGCGUCAUGGAUUUACUGUCAUGUUGUCUUUUCAAAUCGAUGAAACUGAGUGAUGUUAACACAUUCAAACCCAAAACCUCCAAGUUUUCCGAGUUUGCAAACUUUCCUCAAGUGGAUGCAGAAAUAACUUUGUGCCUUUUGAAUUAUUCAGAAAUCAUCCCAACAAAAUUCUGUCAGAUGAAUUUCACAUUUUUAAAGGAACUUUGGGAUCUGAACUCAAAUUUAGAGAAAAGUUUGAAGAAAGUCGAACAAAGAGAAUGACUUUGGGGGGUUGGUUGAUGUUCAGGAUCAGAAAACAGUUUCAACUCGGUCGGCCUGUCUCUGCCGUAUAACUUGAUUAAAUUGGAAAACGCCGUGGUCAUGUUUGCAGCUCGUCCGUCUGUCAGCAUGAGGAGCCUGAGAAUGUUGAUUAGAAGCAGCUCGACUACACAUGUAGAUCCUGGAGAUCAGCGUGAAUAUCUGCAGACAGACGAGCAGAUUAAGCACACAUGACAGAGUGUGCUGACAGACGAACUCACUAACACAGACACAAUAAUAUUAAUCCUUUCACAGCCAACACACACACACACAUGCUGCCCCUCGUAUAUAUUCUAACACAAUUAUUAGCCCUGACAGCUCAGACUGCGGAUCAACUUUCACUGGAUGUCUGCACGAUUAAUUUAAGCCCAGGAGUUACGGUGUCAGACUAAAUACUGGCCUCAGGAUGUUCUGACUAAAGAGCUCUGACUUCCCAAAACUGAAUACAGAUCGGAUUAAAUGAAAUCUGUAAAAAAAUUAUUACUUAUUUUAAACAUAUGUUACAUGUCCUCUUCAAUCCCAACACUGAAGUGGUAGAUGACUGUACAUCAUAAGUCUGGUUCUGCUUGAUGUUCCUGCCUGUUAAAGGAAGUUUUUCGGUUCCACUGUAACCUGCUAAAUGCUGUAAACUUUUUCUUACAUGCUGGAUUGAGAUGAGAUAAAAUUUUGUCUUGUUUGAAGAUGAGACUUAAUCUUAUCCUAUCUUGAUUUGGGGUCAUGUGGAAUAUGGUCUAGACAAGCUCUUUUCAUAAAUUGUCUUUGUAUUUUGUUGUGAAGUGGUGCAACUGUAUAUUAGUUAAGAUUGAUAGAUUGAUUUGUUAUUGUUGUCACUCAUCGGUUUUUGAAGAGGGCUUGUGAUGCUCAAAGAUGGUUGUAAAUGCUGCCUUCAGUUAACUUCUGGUUAAUCUGGAAGCUGGCGUUUAGGUGGCGCCGUGGUGGGCCUUUACAGCCUGUCUCAAGGGUUAGGGUACGGGUUAACCCUUUUAGGGCUAACGUCAUGGUUUUAGCUGAGGGCAAAACAAAGUGAAAGCACAAACUAACUAGCGCUUCUGGAGGGUUGUUUUGGCCUUAUGAGCAUUUGAACAGGGAACCCAAUGCAGAUUCUGGAGACAGCCUCAAGUGGGCACUUCAGGAACUACAUUUUUUCCCCACUUCUGCAUUGGCCUUAAUCUUAAAGGGAUAUUCUGACGUACAAUUAAGUUAAGGUCAAACACACCCUAACACCGAGUUAGACCCCCCUCAAGAGAUGAAUGUUGCCGACUGCUUGCUUCUCUAGUUAUACCAGCUUCAGUAACAAACGCACUCGGUGAUCAACUUGUCAGGGCUCCCCCACAAACAAGCAACUGCUGGAAGAGAGUGGGUGAGUUGUGAGUUGCCUGUAAAAGAAGAGGAAACUGAAAGAGGACAGUAAUUAUUUGUUGUACGUAAAAAGUUGUAGCAACAUAACUUACCUUAUGGAAAUUUAAAAGCUUUUGAGAACAGCCUAUUUUUGCACAUGCACACAGUUAAAAAUGUAGGACAGGAUCCCAACUCAGAAAAACUGUAGAGCUUGUUUUUCUGCAUAUCACCUCUGCGCACUCAUUUGUGUACUUCUUUAAUGUGCUGCUAAUCAGUGUCUUAAUUUUGUGCAGCCAUUGAGGGUUUCAGGCACAUUUUUAUAACUGCAGUAUUCAGCUUCAUCACCGACACUUAAAAAAAGUAUUUUUCAAUUGCUUUAAGGUGCUCAAAGAUAGAUUGGUAAAUGUGAUUCUCUGACGUCCUGCAGAUUACAAAGUUAGAAAAUCUGAUUGCACAGUGACAAAAUCAAUGUGCAGAUCUUUUGAUUUGGGAGUCUUUAAACUCACAGAUCCAGUAUCUAAAUGAAAGUCAACAAUCCUAUUUUAUCUUCUUGCAUUCAGAGCCUGAGGUUUUUCUCUUGGCCCAGCUCCUAAUUUAUCUUCCUCUUUUUCUGUCCCUUCACCGUCUCCCUCUCUCUCUCUCUCUCUGCAGGCUGAGGGAGCAGUGGCUGGUCAGAUUGGAUCAAAGGAAUCAGCACCAGAAGAGUUUUUUCGAGGAGAGAAUCAGACGAGCCCAGAAAACUCAGCAGAGCCUCGGGAGGCUUGACUCAUCCUGAAACCUGCAGAUAACUCCUCCUCCAAUCAGAUCGCAGGAGGAGAGCAGCUGUCUGGAGGCCUGCUCUGCGAAGAUGCAUCUGUAAAAUUUAAGCCUGUAACAUUUUACAUAUUUCCAUAAAGAUACAUUCAACUUUUUUGUUAUCAUUUUUAAGAAAUGAAAAAUAAAGUGAUACUAGUUCUUGACUUUUUCCUGCAAACAUCUGCAUUAAGUCUAGACGAGCCGACGUGAGAAUGGAGCAGAAUAUAUCCAGGAAAAGUAAGAACAUCAUUAUCAAUGUGCAGCUAGUGAGAACCAAGAGAUUGUCACAUAACAGGUUGAGGAUGUAAAAUCAUUUUAAGACGUGAACAGCAGAGAUUUCUGCUCACCUGUUGAUUCACACAAACUGUUGCAAGAACAGUGUAGUUGUUUCAUCUGUCACUAUGUUGUAAACUUUGCAUUGUGGCUUCUA
Molecule: messenger RNA, 5125 nt
Organism: Xyrichtys novacula (pearly razorfish)
Lineage: Eukaryota; Metazoa; Chordata; Actinopteri; Labriformes; Labridae
Source: the annotation of a GenBank genome assembly